UGAGGGGUGGAAGCGCCGUGGUGAGGAGAGGAGCACUUCUGUUUUGGAUGAGGGCUCCCUUGGUCCAUUUUGUGUCUCUUCCUAAUGUUCACUUUUCUCUUUGCAGAGAACGGGCACCCGAACGGCCCUUCAUGCGCCGAGCUUCUCGUCUCCGUCACCGAGCCGGACUGCGAUGGUUACCCUUCCCUGAACUCCCGCGAGAACUAUAAGCUGUCUGUGUCGGAUGAGCGGAUGUGGCUGGUGGCGGAUACCGUCUGGGGAGCUCUCCGGGGGUUAGAGACCUUCAGUCAGCUCGCCUGGAGAGAUGACGUUGGGGCACUGAAUAUAAACAAGACGGAUGUGGUCGACUUCCCCCGGUUUCCUCACCGAGGUCUGCUGCUUGACACGUCUCGUCAUUACCUGCCUUUGAAAGCCAUUCUGGAGACGCUGGAUGCCAUGGCGUACAACAAGCUCAAUGUGUUCCAUUGGCACAUUGUGGAUGAUCCCUCCUUUCCGUAUGAGAGCAUGGUGUUCCCAGAGCUCAGCGGGAAGGGUGCUUACAACUCCGCCACCCACGUGUACACCCCGAGUGACGUCAAGAGGGUGAUCGAGCACGCCCGGCUUCGUGGGAUCAGAGUGAUUUCUGAAUUUGACACCCCGGGCCAUACUCGGUCUUGGGGUCCAGGUACCCCAGGCUUGCUGACUCCUUGCUAUGCCGGCCCAAAGCCCGCCGGAACCUACGGGCCAGUCAAUCCGAUCCUCAAUACAACCUACCAGUUCAUGACCAAGUUCUUUGGGGAAGUGAGUGUGGUGUUCCCAGAUUUCUACGUCCACCUGGGAGGUGAUGAGGUCGACUUCACGUGUUGGAAGUCUAACCCAGAGAUCCAGGCGUUCAUGAUGAAAAUGGGGUUUGGCAAAGACUACACCAAACUGGAGUCCUUCUACAUCCAGAGGCUGCUGGAUAUAGUCUCUUCCUAUGGAAAGGGUUACGUGGUCUGGCAGGAAGUGUUUGAUAACGGAGUGAAGUUGAAACCCGAGACCGUCGUCCAUGUGUGGAAAGAGAACGCUGGGCCUUAUCAAGAAGAAACCGUCCACGUCACCAAAGCUGGCUACCGGGCCCUGCUCUCUGCUCCGUGGUAUCUUAACCGUAUCUCUUACGGGCAGGAUUGGACGGCGAUUUAUCAGGUGGAGCCUCUGGCUUUUGAAGGCAGCCCGGAGCAGAAAGAUCUGGUGAUUGGUGGAGAAGCUUGUAUGUGGGGUGAAUAUGUAGAUGCGACGAACUUGACCCCAAGACUCUGGCCUAGAGCCGGAGCUGUAGCUGAGAGAUUAUGGAGCAACCAAACGGUUAGGAGCCUGCAAGAUGCAUACACGAGGCUAAGAGACUUCCGAUGCACCCUACUCAGGCGCGGGAUCCGGGCAGAGCCACUUUUUACAGGAUACUGUGAAGAUGAUAACAGUGCAUUUUGAUUUUGCAACUGGCUCCUGCUCUCUUUUUACUUGCAGCAGGGGCUCAAUUUGGGGACGCCGGAGCGCGGGGGGGGCAUGUGCAAUGGAUGGGUUGCACUUGGAUCAGCCCAUUUUUUAAAAAAGCCUUCAAAAUGGCUAUUUUAUCUCUGUUAUUUUAACAACUCUGCCUAUUUAAAUGACCUCGACGGAGGUGACUUUUUUUUGAUAAUAUUCUGUCACCCAGUUGUUCUUGUCCCACCAGCUUCUCCU
Molecule: messenger RNA, 1695 nt
Organism: Pogona vitticeps (central bearded dragon)
Lineage: Eukaryota; Metazoa; Chordata; Lepidosauria; Squamata; Agamidae
Source: RefSeq, a predicted model, not a curated record